Molecule: messenger RNA, 1541 nt
Organism: Prosopis cineraria
Lineage: Eukaryota; Viridiplantae; Streptophyta; Magnoliopsida; Fabales; Fabaceae
Product: casein kinase II subunit beta-1-like
Exons: 5
Coding region: 243-1091 (282 amino acids)
Cellular component (GO): protein kinase CK2 complex; cytoplasm
Molecular function (GO): protein kinase regulator activity
Source: RefSeq, a predicted model, not a curated record
AAUUCGAAACAAACGUUUAUUUUCCAAACCUAUAUGCUAUGCCAGUUGAUCUUUGUGGGUAAUGGUAAUAGUAUAUUUGUUAACGCCUCACUCUUUCUCUUCCUUCCUUUCUCCUUCGCAUCCACAGCUCUCCCCAAACCUAACCGCUCACAAUGCUCUAUUUUCGCGAUUGGCUCUGCGAGCUAUGAUUCGGUGCCAUUCACGUUAGAUUGGAGAUUGGGUGAGUUGUGAGAGGUUGAGGCAUGUACAGAGAGCGAGGUGGUGUUGUGUCCAAGUCCGAGGUGGUUUCGGCCGAUCGCAGGCUAAUCAAUGACGUCCUUGACAAGCAGCUCGAACGACCCUCAUCUUCCACUUCCAGGGCAAUCAAGGCGAAGGACAGUUCGGCGCAAUCCACUGCUAAACUACCGCAUGAUCACAGGGACUCUCGCUCUGCCUCUGCCUCUAAGAAUUCCGAUGUCUAUGAUGAGGAAUCUGAAACAGACAGUGAGGCAUCAGAUGUUAGUGGUUCUGAUGGGGAUGACAUGUCUUGGAUCUCAUGGUUUUGUAACCUAAGAGGAAAUGAAUUCUUUUGUGAAGUUGAUGAUGAUUACAUACAAGAUGAUUUCAACCUCUGUGGAUUAAGCAGUCAAGUGCCUUACUAUGAUUAUGCCCUUGAUUUAAUUUUGGAUGUUGAAUCCUCUCAUGGUGACAUGUUUACAGAGGAACAAAAUAAGUUAAUUGAAUCAGCUGCAGAGAUGCUUUAUGGUCUGAUUCAUGCUCGAUACGUUUUGACAAAUAAAGGAAUGGCUGCUAUGAUGGAGAAGUACAAAAACUAUGACUUUGGCAGGUGUCCGAGAGUUCACUGCUCUGGACAACCCUGCCUUCCCGUUGGUCAGUCAGACAUUCCUAGGUCAAGUACUGUAAAGAUAUACUGCCCUAGGUGUGAAGACAUCUACUAUCCCAGGUCCAAGUAUCAAGGCAAUGUUGAUGGUGCUUAUUUUGGAACUACUUUUCCUCACCUCUUCCUGAUGACUUAUGGGCAUCUGAAGCCACCAAAGCCAUUACAGAGCUAUGUGCAAAGAGUUUUUGGUUUCAAAGUUCACAAGCCAUGAACCUGAAUGGAAUUUCAAGCUUUCACCAAAAGAAGAGUCUGUACAUGUCUGAGUUUAACUCACUCUGCUGUAUCCCAUCCCGUGAAAAGUUCAGCGGAUAAUAAGCCGGUUGGCAUCUUUAUUUCAUAUUCUCGGUAUUCCUCAGUUUUAUAGAGAUAUACAUGCGGGCAUGUCCUGCAGGCACCGAGCGCUUAAUGUUGUUUGAAGAUUCAAAUCCUGUCAGCCUUGAUCCCCAAUAAGAAAAUCAGCGAGCUUUUGUAAAACCUGUUUAGGUUUUUAGGUUAGGUACUUGGAUCAAAUGCACAUUUAUUGAUGUUUUUUCUCCUAUGAACUUUGGUUUAUUUCAAAUUGUUCUCUCAUACUACGCCUCACUCAGUAGUUGUUUUGAUUGUACUUCGGAUCACUGUUGCUAAAAUCUGCCGUAUUUAUGCCAUUUCUUCAUGUUCGUUA